AUGGGGACCUCGGCCGUGUGGGUUGUGGUGGAGUGCGCCUGCAGGAUCCUGGGUGUUUCGACAGCAGCAGUGAUGUGUGCGGUGGGGGUGGAGACGUUGCGCCAGGGAGAGUUCCACAGCCUGGCUGUUUACCUUCUUGUGUCCUCAGCUGGGAUGAUGUUAUUUGAGCUGGCUUACUUCACUGAUGCAUUGCUGAUGAGGUGCCUUCCCUGCCCUCCUAAAUGGAAGGUGUUCAUCUUGUGGAAGAAGAUGGCCAAACUGGGGGGCUUUCAGAAGUUCCUGUACUACACUCUCAUGUCUGUGGUGUGCUUCCUUCACCCAGUGCUUGUGUGGCAUGCAGUCAUACCAGGGACCAUGCUUUUGGUCACUGGCUUUGCCUACUUCAUUCUGAGCAAACGGAAGAAGACACUGCCUAAGGAGCCAGUCAGCCCGUCAGAAAGUUGUGAAGACCCGCCCACAGCAGCCACCUCCAUCGGCGACCCCGGGGAUGUGGAGCGGGCCUACUCCUUCUUCCGUAUCAUCUCGGGUAAGAGGGCCUCUUCGCUGUCGUAUUUCCCGAGCGCAAGCAACGGAGAGGCCUCGAAAGACAGCUCCCAGGCGAUGCUGGAGGAGUCGCUCCCCGCGGACGCGCCCGCAAGGAAACGCGACAAGAGACGUGUGCAUUUCAAAGAGAAGGCUCUGCAUGCUGUUCAGGACGAGACUGAAAUGCAAGAGUACCAGGAAAUGGACCAAGAAGAGACAACUUCAGACAAAGCACCCAUGAUCAGACUGUAA
Messenger RNA from Megalops cyprinoides (Indo-Pacific tarpon), 774 nucleotides. It is a transcript of the gene tmem72, whose product is annotated as transmembrane protein 72. NCBI's taxonomy places the organism in Eukaryota, Metazoa, Chordata, Actinopteri, Elopiformes, Megalopidae. The record is from RefSeq and is a predicted model, not a curated record. The transcript has 5 exons. The coding region runs from base 1 to 774 and encodes 257 amino acids.